AUGACGUCAACUACUGUGAAUAGAUCAAUCAUAGUUUUAUUAGGCGGAGGCCACGCUUCUGGCAAGAAGACUACCGCAUUGUCUUUGAAAGAAGAGCUUCUAGCUACAGUUCCUAAGAGUCAUUUUGAUGUACGCAUUAUCGAUAUGAAUGAUUAUACCACUGAUGGCAAGUCAUCGAUUGAUUCUAGCCAAUAUGUUAGCAACAAGUCUGCCGCAAUAUCAAUUAAUAAAAUCAAUGAUAAAUUGCCACGUCUCAAACCUUCAAGAUUUGAAUUUGAUAAAUUGAAAACCUUCCUUUUAAAUAAUUUGGACACACCAAGUAAUCAACCUCAAAAAAUAUUGCUCGUGCAUGGUUUGUAUGCUUUGUAUGAUAAGGAGAUUAGAAACAUAUCACAUAUAAAAGCAUUUAUUGAUAGUGAUUCAGAUACCAGAUUAAUCCGAUGGAUUAGAAGAGAUGUUUUGCAAAACCAAACAGACUCAUUGGAAGGUGUUAUCAAUGCUUAUCUAUUAGGAGCCAGAUUGGAAAUGAGUGAUUUCAUUUUUCCGACCAAAGAGUUUGCAGACGUAAUAUUACCUCGUGGUGCUGAACCCAAUGCAAUUAGAUUAAUCAUAGAUGGUAUUAUGUUAUAUCUCAACGACAAGCAUUUGACAAAUGACACCACACAAUUCCCAGAGAAUCUUUUACGUCCAAAUGAAAUUGGGAACUUCCAAAAGGAACGGUUUGAUGUUCAAAAGAACAAAUUCUACGAAUUAAACUGA
This is a messenger RNA of Candida dubliniensis CD36, 759 nucleotides long. RefSeq names its product putative uridine kinase. The record is from RefSeq and is a predicted model, not a curated record. Bases 1 to 759 code for a protein of 252 amino acids. Lineage: Eukaryota; Fungi; Ascomycota; Pichiomycetes; Serinales; Debaryomycetaceae. Gene Ontology annotation, molecular function: ATP binding; kinase activity. Gene Ontology annotation, cellular component: cytoplasm. The transcript has a single exon.